AUAUAUAUUAAUACGUGAGAUCUGUAGAAACAAAUCUAACAAGAAAUACAUGUAAUACAUAUGAUAAUAUCUGAACAAAUUUCAAAGACUCUAGUUUCAGCUAUUAUCAAAUCCAACUGAUUCUUGUCUGUUCUUGAAAUCAAUCAAGAACAUCCUUAAUUUAUUUUCCCAAGAAAGUUGAAUAUAAAAAACUCUUUUUACUACCCAUAAAACUGAGUCUGGUAAGUAUUAAAAUAUAUCAACUCAAACCCUAACUUUUUAAGGUUUUGUUUAGGUACACUACAAUGUUAUAUUUUCUGGUAUAUAUUAUAAUAUAUUUUGAAGUAUAUUAAUCAAUUGUGCAUUUUGUUAAACAGUUUUACGUUAUAAAUAAAGUCUGAAUUGGUCAAUUCAUGAUGUCUUUACACAGUCAUAUAUUUAUAAUCAAUGUUUGGUGUUUAAAAUGAAGGAUGGGAAGAGGAAAAAUAGAGAUCAAGAGGAUAGAGAACUCCACAAAUCGACAAGUAACAUUCUGCAAAAGAAGAAAUGGACUUCUGAAGAAAGCUUAUGAGCUUGCAGUCCUCUGCGAUGCAGAGGUUGCCCUCAUAGUCUUCUCAACUCGUGGCCGUCUCUACGAGUACGCGAAUGACAACAUAAGAGCAACCAUUGAGAGGUACAAGAACUCUUCGUCUGGUAACGCCAUCACUCACUCUGUCCAAGAAAUCAAUGCCGCGUACUAUCAACAAGAAUCUGCUAAGCUGAGACAACAGAUCCAAACGAUUCAAAAUUCCAACAGGAAUCUGAUGGGAGACUCUUUGAGUGCCUUAAAUGUCAAGGAACUAAAACAGGUUGAGAAUCGCCUUGAGAAAGCCAUCUCCAGGAUCAGGUCCAAGAAGCACGAGUUGCUUCUAGCCGAAAUCGAGAGCCUGCAUAAAAGGGAGAUUAAGCUCGAUAAUGAGAGUAUCUAUCUCCGAACCAAGAUAGCAGAAGUGGAGAGGUUUCAACAACACCAUCAUCAAAUGGUUAGUGGUACGGAGAUGACUGCGAUCGAGGCCUUAGCCUCUCGCAAUUACUUUGCUCAUAACAUUAUGACUAUUGGUUCUGGAUCUGGAGCUGGCCAUGGAUGUUCUUACUCUGAUCCCGACAAGAAAACUCAUCUUGGAUAAUAUCUUGGCGAAAACCGAGCUGCAGCAAUAAUGGAUUAUAAUGCUUUGAGUUCUGAAAAUCAUCUGCUCAGAUAUAUCUCUACAUAAAAUAUGUUCGGUAAUAUAAUUAUAACUCCAAAAGUACAAUGAAGGUAAUAGUCUGGUAUCUGAUUGAUGAUUUAUCUGAAAUUGUAGAACAUAGCUAUACAUGUGACUAAGGAACAUAAUACUUUCCCUCUC
Brassica napus (rape) is the source of this 1364-nucleotide messenger RNA. RefSeq names its product agamous-like MADS-box protein AGL11. The coding region runs from base 450 to 1145 and encodes 231 amino acids. The transcript is spliced from 7 exons. NCBI's taxonomy places the organism in Eukaryota, Viridiplantae, Streptophyta, Magnoliopsida, Brassicales, Brassicaceae. Gene Ontology annotation, cellular component: nucleus. Gene Ontology annotation, biological process: positive regulation of transcription by RNA polymerase II. Gene Ontology annotation, molecular function: DNA-binding transcription factor activity, RNA polymerase II-specific; RNA polymerase II cis-regulatory region sequence-specific DNA binding; protein dimerization activity. The record is from RefSeq and is a predicted model, not a curated record.